UCGGCAGUGUACGCAGAGCAGGCACGAGAAAGGUGCUGCCCGAAGGAUAUCGUCGGCCUAGUAGCGCAGAGCGUCAGCAUAACAGUUUUCGUGCGCGAUCGUGAUUGAUGUUCGCAUCGGCCCCUGGUUUGGGAAAGCUAGGAAAUCUAGGAGAGAGCGUGUGUAGUGAUUUGUCCGCUGUGUGUCAGUGCUAAAAGGAAGGAUUUGAUUUCUAGGCGCAUUCAACGGUUACGGUUGAUCCGGGCAGACGGUCGAUCGCUGUACUGAAGGAAAGUGAUAAGAUAUUGUACCAAGUACUGGCAGGCAAGAGAAAAAAUAAAAUAAACGGCAGCUGGGACUUUAGUGCGGAUCUUUCGAUCCUGCGGAUGUUGAUGGUGUCGUUCGGUUUCCGGUUCCGAUAGACGUGCAGUCAUGUGAGAUCGAAGCUGAGCAUGAUCGGUCCUCUGUUGGCUGCUGGAUAGUGUAUGAAAUUUGUUUUUUUAGUCUUGGGAUCGAUUUACUGUUCUACACGGAUUGAAGCACUUAGUGUUACCUGCAAAGCAAAACAAAGUGAUCGUUGGUUUACUACGUACUGGUUUCGUUCGUUCGUUUGUUUUUUUUUUUAGUGGUAUAAACACUAUUUCGGGUGAAACAGAUAAACGGGCAGAAACGAAUAAAAGUUUCUGAGGAUGGAACUGGUGACAUUUAUCAUGGUCUGCCUGAUGGCAGUAAGUGCAAACGGCGAGGUGGAAAGUAAAAGCAAACCUGGACGAGGACGGGGAUCUAUGUGGUGGGGAAUCGCCAAGGCGGGUGAACCGAACAACAUUUCUCCACUGGCCAACGGAAUGAUCUACAUGGAUCCGGCAAUUCACGCCACGCUGCGACGAAAGCAGCGAAGGCUUGCGCGGGAGAAUCCGGGCGUACUGGCAGCCAUUGCCAAGGGCGCCAAUAUGGCAAUCAACGAGUGUCAGCAUCAGUUCCGCAACCGACGAUGGAACUGUUCGACGAGGAAUUUUCUGCGCGGCAAAAAUCUUUUCGGCAAGAUCGUGGAACGAGGAUGUCGAGAGACGGCGUUCAUCUAUGCGAUCACCAGUGCUGCCGUGACGCACAGCAUUGCCCGGGCCUGCAGUGAAGGAUCUAUCGAAUCGUGUACUUGCGACUAUUCCCAUCAGAGCCGGGCACCUCAGGCGAACAGUCUGGGAACGGUAGCCGGUGUUCGGGACUGGGAAUGGGGUGGCUGCAGUGACAACAUCGGAUUUGGGUUCAAAUUCUCCCGGGAGUUUGUGGAUACCGGCGAACGAGGUCGGACGCUGCGCGAGAAGAUGAACUUGCAUAACAACGAAGCUGGACGAGCGCACGUUCAGUCCGAGAUGCGACAGGAAUGCAAGUGCCACGGGAUGUCCGGCUCGUGUACCGUCAAGACCUGCUGGAUGCGAUUGCCCAGCUUUCGAGUGGUGGGCGAUCUGCUGAAAGAUCGAUUCGAUGGCGCCUCCCGGGUAAUGGUUUCCAACAGUUUGCGGUCAACCGUGAACGAAGCUACCCUAUCGAACCGGGCCAACCCGAACGGCCUGAAGGGACCCAAUCAGCUGGGAUCCAGUUCGAAUAGUGUUUCGAGCAAUUCGAUCCACGCCAGAAGCCAUCAGCAGAAGAAAAUCAAUCGAUACAACUUCCAGCUGAAACCGCACAAUCCGGACCACAAGCCGCCAGGUUCCAAGGACUUGGUUUACCUGGAACCAUCUCCCGGGUUCUGCGAACGGAAUCCCAGAUUGGGCAUCCAGGGAACGCACGGUCGCCAGUGCAACGAUACAUCGAUCGGAGUUGACGGUUGUGACCUGAUGUGCUGUGGCCGAGGCUACCGGACGCAGGAGGUCAUCGUGGUGGAACGGUGUGCCUGUACGUUCCAUUGGUGCUGCGAGGUAAAGUGUAAGCUAUGUCGGACCAAGAAGAUUAUUCACACAUGCUUGUGAGGUGCAGGGCAAAUCGAGUCAAGUCAUAAAGGAUCGUUCGCUUAUGUUUCUCCCGCGUCUAUGUCUUCGGACCGUUUUUUUUUUGUUGCGUUGAUCGCUGAAUCAUAAUCUCGUAGUGAAGUUUGAAGCCGGAGGAGAAUGGAAGAGAGAGAGAGAGAGAGAGAGGGAGCGCACGUACAAAAAGCUCGCGCGACAGUCUCACUGUCCAGCAGUCAGUCAGAGUGGACAUCCGCAAUGUGGGAACCGAAGUUGGGUCAUAAGAGGAAGAAAAAAAACGAGAACAUCGCCUUAUCUUAAAUAUUCGACUUUUGUUUUAAGUUAUAAUGGAUGACAUUUUGUGACUCUCCUCGCAAGAGCGUUUUUUAAUCUGGUGGAAUUUCAACUCCUUUAGGAGUAGCAGAAAAAGUUUAAGAUAAAAACUGCGGCGAGAUUUUGAUCCCAGGGCUCAGCCGAAGGGGGUGUGCGCGAAUUGACGGUACGGAAAAUUGUAAAUUUUUCAACUUUUUAUAAAUAUUAUUUAAUUAACUGAAUUGACGACCAAAAAAUAUUAUAUAUUUUUGCUUGGAAACUUUUCUCUUUAGUUAUUUUUGUGCCCGAGAGUGAAAAAUAAUGUUAAGAAGAAGAACCUUCCCUUGCUUGUACCCUUCCCACAGCUUCUCCUGUCGAGGAGAUGUGUGCGUUGUCUUUUGCGUGUAUCAUAUAAGUAUUUAUUGACCUAUGUGGAAAGCAACAAAUGCAAGAACCAGCAAAAACUGUUUCAGUAUUAAAUGUUUUAUUUAAUCCUUGAUAAACUAUAGUAUUAUGAAUCUUAGACAAACCUGAACAGUGACCUAGUUCUGUAAGCUAAAACGAGAUCCCAGUUAUUUAGUGUUUGCAUAAACAAAAUGUUUAUUUAGGUAGGUUGUAUAGAGAGACUAUCAAGUUUUAAUUAGUUGUACAUGUAAUUUUUGCGUAAUUGUAAUCACCCUAGUUUGUAGAUGAACAACGAUUUAGAACUGACUAACCAAUAAACAAAAGACUGAUAGAAAUUAAACAAUUUUGCCUAAAAACGAGGGAACGAUAGCUUUGUUUUUCGAAAUUUGCAGCUGUUUCUGUAGGAAGCUCAGUGCAGGCACUAAAUUGCAGAAAAAAUGAUUUUUUUGUGAUCACUAACGAUUCGUUUGAUUUCGCUGAAUACGGAUCAAACACCGAUGCUAUAACAUUCGAUCAACUACCGGAAUGACUAGUUUGAAGCCGAUCAAUAUUUAAAAAGUUCCAGCAAUGCUCAUGCUCAUGCACUGUGUUUGAAUGAUUCGAUCAAUUUUUCUGAGUUAAGUUACAAUUUUCUAUCUCAUUCGCACAAUUAAAAACUAAAUCGAAUCGAAGUAGUUGGCUUCAUCUAUUGACAGCUAAGAUUGAACCGUCCUUCAGGUAGAUCCGAACACCAUCCCUGGAUCUAGGGCGGUGGUCAAGUGCUCGAUUCGAUCGGCCUAACUCGAAAGCUAAGCUUGAAUUAUUCCAUCACAAUUAAACAAAGCUUGAGAUUGUUCUAGAGGUUUUUAAAGUUUGAUCCGCAUAAAAUCAAUCGGACCGGAUAGUUCUAAAACAUAGAUUUCCAUCAAGUGUUUAAUCUCUAAUUCAAAGGGAUCAAGCGUUGUUUCUUGAUCUACAUGCCCCCGUGUAUAAUUCAAUCAAAAUCAACAACUAGUUAAUUACCUAUCUCGAGUUUUUGCUUUCAUUUAACGCUAACUGGAGAGCAGCCAGUCAUGUAAAUAUAGUCAUUAGAAGAAAAGUGUAAAAAGUGAACAGUUUUCAAUAUAUGUUCCAACUACUGCUUAUUUAAAAAUAUUGUAGUAACUUAUUAACAAACUCCUGUUUCGCUGUACCUUUAAUCUAGAACCGCAUCGAUAAGUUCAGGGUUUACUUGUGCCCAUAGUUACGUAAGAUGUUAGAAAGUAGGACUACUAUUAUUGAUUUGUGUACAUAGCAAAACCGCUCUUGUAGUAGGACAGGUGAUAAUUGUUUUAAACGACUUACUUUUAACACACAACAAUGUCUAACAAUUAAUAGCUAUAUUUGUGUGGCACCUUAAUUGAUAGGACACUGCUCCACUCACUGCUGUAUUCUGAGUGAACAGUAUUCGUAUAAGAAAUAGGCUCCCUACGUAGUUAUACUAAAUGGAUGUUUGUCUCCCUAAUAACGCUAUCUGUUUGUGAGGAUUGUGAAGAUGAAUGAAUGUUACGGUGCAACGAUGGUUUCGCAUUUAAUUACGUUUACUAAAUGUUGGAUUAAAACGACGAAAAUUUAUAAAAUAAAGA
This is a messenger RNA of Malaya genurostris, 4243 nucleotides long. RefSeq names its product protein Wnt-1 (gene wg). NCBI's taxonomy places the organism in Eukaryota, Metazoa, Arthropoda, Insecta, Diptera, Culicidae. Gene Ontology annotation, biological process: neuron differentiation; canonical Wnt signaling pathway; multicellular organism development. The transcript has 5 exons. Gene Ontology annotation, molecular function: cytokine activity; frizzled binding. The record is from RefSeq and is a predicted model, not a curated record. The coding region runs from base 669 to 1946 and encodes 425 amino acids. Gene Ontology annotation, cellular component: extracellular region.